AUGCAAAAGCAGUUAGUCUCUCUGGUGUUUUUCAGAAGCCCCCACACACCACUAGCAGGGAGAAGUGCAGGGCAGCUACAGUAUAGCACCUGGACCUGUUACUUGUUGUGUCUCAACCAGGCUCUGUCACGCCAAGAGCUUGCCAAGAUGUGUGACAUGGGGGGGCUCGACAACCUGAUUGCCAACACAGCCUAUCUACAGGCAAGGAAGAGUGGAGAUGGAGACACCAAGGAGAUGCAAAAGAGACGUAAGAGCCUCUCAUUGCCCAAGAUCGAUCAAUGCAGAGAGGUUAGAGAGUCUGUUGUCGCUGAUUAUGACAGCAUCUGUGAGCAGCAGCCCAUUGGCAAGAAAUUCUUCAGAGACUUCUUAGAGACAGUGCCAGAACAUUUGGUAGCUAGGGACUUCCUGGAUGAGGUGUCAAACUGGGAGUUGGCAGAGGACAAUGUCAAGAGCAGUACCAUGGAGAAUAUGAUCACAAAUUUUCUUAAGGCAGGCUCCAAAAACUAUCUGGCUUUCAUGAGCUCUGACUUGGCCAGCAAAUGCCAGGAAGCUACUGCAAAAGACUAUGAGAAUGUCAUGCAGCUGGCCAAGGAGGAAACCAAACUCUUCCUUAAAGGCAAGCCCUUCCAGGACUUCCAGACCAGCCCUUUCUAUGACAAAUUCCUCCAAUGGAAAGUUUUUGAGAAGCAGCCGGUAACUGAGAAAUACUUCUAUGAGUUCCGAGUGCUGGGCAAAGGUGGCUUUGGAGAGGUUUGUGCCAUCCAGGUGAAAAAUACUGGCAAGAUGUAUGCCUGCAAGAAACUGGAUAAGAAAAGGUUGAAAAAAAAAGGUGGAGAGAAGAUGGCACUACUGGAGAAAGAGAUCCUGGAGAAGGUCAACAGCCCUUUCAUAGUCACGCUAGCUUAUGCCUAUGAGAGCAAAACCCAUCUGUGUCUUGUCAUGAGCCUCAUGAAUGGAGGGGAUCUGAAGUAUCACAUCUACAACGUGGGAGAAAGGGGUUUGGAAAUGAACAGGGUCGUCUAUUACUCAGCUCAGAUCACCUGUGGGAUUCUGCAUCUCCAUUCCAUCAAGAUUGUGUACCGGGACAUGAAACCAGAAAAUGUCCUACUGGAUGAUAAUGGUAAUUGCAGACUGUCUGAUCUUGGAUUGGCAGUGCAAGUCAAAGAGGGAAAAAGCAUCACGCAGAGGGCUGGGACAAAUGGUUACAUGGCUCCGGAAAUCCUGAAGGAAGAAAAUUACAGCUAUCCUGUGGACUGGUUUGCUAUGGGGUGCAGUAUUUAUGAGAUGGUUGCUGGGCGAACACCAUUCAAGGAUUUCAAAGAAAAGGUCGGUAAGGAUGAGGUUAAAAGAAGAACUCUGGAAGAUGAGGUGAAAUUUGAACAUGCCAACUUUACAGAGGAAGUGAAAGAUAUUUGCCGACUGUUUUUGGCUAAGAAAACAGAGAAUCGUUUAGGAAGCAGAAAUGAAGAUGAUGACCCAAGAAAACAUAAUUUCUUCAAAGCAAUAAAUUUCCACAGGCUAGAGGCAAACCUUAUCGACCCUCCAUUUGUGCCAGAUCCAUCAGUUGUCUAUGCCAAAGAUAUUGCAGACAUUGCUGACUUCUCUGAAAUACGAGGAAUUGAGUUUGAUGACAAAGAUAAGAAGUUCUUCAAAAAGUUUGCAACAGGUGCUGUCCCUAUACCCUGGCAGGAAGAAAUUAUUGAAACAGGACUGUUUGAAGAACUGAAUGAUCCUAACAGAGUAGAUUCCGGGGGAUACGCAAAUGGAGGUGAAGCUAAGUCAGGCGUUUGUUUGUUGUUGUAA
Balearica regulorum gibbericeps (East African grey crowned-crane) is the source of this 1803-nucleotide messenger RNA. RefSeq names its product G protein-coupled receptor kinase 7 (gene GRK7). Gene Ontology annotation, cellular component: cytoplasm. Lineage: Eukaryota; Metazoa; Chordata; Aves; Gruiformes; Gruidae. Gene Ontology annotation, biological process: regulation of signal transduction; signal transduction; protein phosphorylation. Gene Ontology annotation, molecular function: rhodopsin kinase activity; ATP binding. The record is from RefSeq and is a predicted model, not a curated record.